This is a messenger RNA of Megalobrama amblycephala (Wuchang bream), 5065 nucleotides long. RefSeq names its product par-3 family cell polarity regulator beta b (gene pard3bb). Gene Ontology annotation, cellular component: apical junction complex; cell cortex; adherens junction. The coding region runs from base 447 to 3971 and encodes 1174 amino acids. The record is from RefSeq and is a predicted model, not a curated record. Gene Ontology annotation, molecular function: protein binding; phosphatidylinositol binding. Gene Ontology annotation, biological process: establishment of cell polarity; establishment of centrosome localization; microtubule cytoskeleton organization. The transcript is spliced from 24 exons. NCBI's taxonomy places the organism in Eukaryota, Metazoa, Chordata, Actinopteri, Cypriniformes, Xenocyprididae.
AUAAAGUUGUGCGUCCCCGCUCUGUAUGUUGGGAUAACACUGCUGGAGGCUGCUCGGGAACUUUAGGAAUGGCGCAAGACACGCAACUCCAUCCGGGCAAAAUACUGAUGCAAACGCCAUCCACACAUGCUCAGCGUCUUUAGUAAAUGCUCUUUUGUCCCGUGGAUCAUCGAGAAAGUGGGUAAUUGUGUAAAGACAGCAUAACUGCAUGAUUUGUGAGGGUAUUCAACAACACGUCGCCAAAGUUUUUUGCCGCUAACCUGCUCUCCUCUCCAUAUUUUUUAUGCCAAUAUCAUGCCAUCUUUGAUGCUGUAAAGUUUGAUGCAGAAAAGCAGUGUGCAGCCUGGCUGAAGAUACACAAGCACACACACCUGCUGCUGCUGCUGCUGCUGUUCGAGUUUAUUUAGGGACACAUCUGGAUUGAUUGUCCUCUUUCUGGAUUAAACAUGAAAGUGACAGUGAGUUUUGGAAGGACUGGCGUUGUUGUCCCAUGUAAGGAAGGAUGGACAGUGCGGGAUCUCAUCCAGCAAGCCACCCAGAGAUACAGAAAACUACUGGAGCAGGAGGGAGAUUUCCUGGUACGAACCCACCAUGUUGAAUACUGCGAUGGGGGUAUUCUGGACCCUGAUGAUGUGCUAACAGACCUGGUGGAGGACAAGGACAAGCUGAUCGCUGUGUACGAGGAACAGGAGGCCCAGCAGAGGGGCGCCAUGAGUCCCGGGAAUGGAACAAGGACAAGUAGCAGCCUAACGGGACAGUCCAGCCCAGAACCCUAUGACUCUGAACUCUCAUGCUUCCAGCCAAUCAAAGGAGGAGAAAUUGAAGUCAACUCCUCUGCCCUCAAGUCCAGUACUCCUCUGCUGGUACGGAGCAGUAGCGAUUCUGCUCUUGGACCUCCUCAGAUGGAAGAUGGCAGAGCCAUGGGGAUGCAUGUUCAGGCUGACAUGGACUUUACGGCCAAGGGAACCGGCAACAACAAAUCUGGCUCUUUUAGUGUCAACAGCCUCACAAAGACGGUGGAGAUUUCAGGAGAACAAGGGCCUCUAGGAAUACACGUGGUGCCGUACUGUUCCUCUCUCAGUGGAAGGGCUCUGGGCCUGCACAUUCGAGGCGUGGAGGAGAACAGUCGCUCCAAAAGGGAAGGCAUCUUUCAGGACGAUGAGUGUAUUGUUAAAAUUAAUGAUGCUGAAUUAAUGGACAAAUCCUUUUCACAAGCACAGGAAAUAUUCCGUCAAGCCAUGCGUUCACCCAUCGUUCGUUUAGAAGUUGUUCCAGUCUUUAAUAAAGAACGGUUUGAGAAGACUGUGAUCGGCCACCUCUUCAACUCAGAAAGCCCAGAUGUAUCCACACGGACCAAAGAACCUCCGCCGCUGAAGGUGAAGCCCAUGGUGAGGCCUGUGGAGUCAUCCUCAGGAUGUCAAGCCGAGUUUCAGGAGUCCAGCAGCAGUCCUGAGAGUCGCUCUCUGGGCUCUCCAUUACCCCUCAGCCUCUCUCCCACCCCCAGAGGCAAGAGUGCUGAAAGCCCCCUCCUGAAAAACAGCUUGGGACCAUCGCCUCUACAAAUCCACAACAAAAAGGGUGGAAAGAGACUCAGAAUUGACCUUAAGAAAGGUCUUGAAGGUCUGGGCUUCACCGUUGUGACCAGAGAUUCUUCAGUGCACGGACCCGGCCCCAUCCUCGUCAAAAACAUCUUACCCAGAGGAGCUGCUGUCAAAGAUGGCCGCCUGCAGUCAGGAGACAGGAUACUAGAAGUGAACGGUGUGGACAUUACAGGCCGUUCUCAGGAGGAACUGGUGGCCAUGUUACGCAGUACUAAGCAGGGGGAUAGUGUUUGUCUGGUUGUGGCCAGACAGGAAGACAUGUUCCUUCCACGUGAGCUGAAAGAGGAGCAGGCCCGCUUGCUGCUGUCUGAGGAAGGGAAGGAGCAGCUGAUGUUUGAGGUCCCUCUCAAUGACUCGGGCUCAGCUGGGUUAGGGGUCAGCCUGAAGGGUAAUAAGUCUCGUGAGACUGGCGAGGACCUGGGCAUCUUCAUCAAGUCCAUAAUCCAUGGAGGAGCAGCUUUUAAGGAUGGGCGUCUACUUGUCAAUGACCAGCUGAUUGCCGUUAAUGGUGAACCGCUCUUGGGGAAGUCCAACCAUGAAGCCAUGGAGACCCUGCGGAGAUCCAUGUCCAUGGAGGGGAACCUGAGAGGAAUGAUCCAGUUGGUGGUGCUCCGUGCUGUAGUACCACCUAACCAGGAGUUCCAGGAAGCACGGCGAAUUCUCAAUCGAUCCUUUGAUAGCUGCGUGGGACAGGCAGGGCACCUCGGCCAAUCAGAUGGCAGCACUCAGCCCCCCAUGGUGAUGAACAGCAUCUAUGAGCGAUGUGCGGUUUCAAAUGGGGGAUACAAUCACAUGGAAGAGGGGGAUGAUGAAGGCUUCGCCACUAAUCCUCAUAGACAGGACAGCCUGAAGCUCCAGCAGAGUCCGAGUUCGGGUCUUUGUUCAGCUGACACUUCUUUGACUGACGGAGGUCAGCAGAAUCAUGUGAAGUCAUCUAAGAGCAUGGAUCUGGUGAGCGGUGGGGUGGAGUUGGGACCCACAUUAGGCCUAAAGAAGUCCAGCUCUCUAGAGAGUCUGCAGACCGCCAUGACAGAGGCCAAGAGAAACGAACUGCUGCCCUUCCACAGGCCCCGCCCACAUAUGGUUAGAGGGCGUGGCUGCAACGAGAGCUUCCGAGCAGCAAUCGACAAAUCAUACGACGGACCGCCCGAGGAUGACGAUGAUGAGGGGUCCGACCAGAGCUCUGGACGAGACACUCCGGCCAGUGGCUCCUCCAGACAAGGUGCGGGAGACAAUGAGGAGAACAAGAAAGACAAAAAGAAGAAGGCCAAAGGCAAAAAGAAAGACAAGUUGAAAAGCAAAGGAAAGGAAAAAGAGAAGAAGAAAUCAGAAGAGGUCGGUGAUGAGUUGGAUAAGAAGACCAAGAAGAAAGGAUUCGGGUUGCUGAGAUUUGGAAAGAAAAAAGAAGAAAAGAGCAAGACGGAGACAAAAAUGAAUGCACAGAAGCAGACGUCAGAAAUUCUGAGUGAGGAAGAGUUGGAGAGGAUGAAGGAAGAGAGAGAAAGAAUUGAGGCCAAACACCAGGAAUUGAGGGAACGCCAAGUUCGGGACCGCUUCUCCCCACCUGACGUAGAGGAUGAUGACCUGGACCCGAACUACGCCCGCAUCAACAACUUCAGGGAGCGCGGAUCACCUUCCCAGCCGCUAUACGGGAACCGCAGCAACUCCCCGCAGAGACCCCCGCCCCCAGUGUCCCACAGCAGAGAGCCGUCCACAGAAGACCCUCUGGACGGCCUGUACGCCAAAGUCAACAAACAGCGAAGCCCUCCACCUGCUGCUGCGGACAGCAGUAUGGACCGUAUCCAGCAGCUGAGGAGGGAGUAUCUUCAAGCUCGUAUAGACGGAGCAGCUCCAGCCUAUGAGGAACUGGAGGCCCGACGGAGAGGACCAGAGUACGAACAACACAGAAAGAUCCUACAUGUUUGGAAAGACAUGAGGAUGCCAGUAAGAAACCCUGACCCCAGACUGACGCCACGCUAUGAGGAUGCCGAGCGACAGUACGCCUCUCUGCCCAGAAGAGCACCAGUCGAACCUAUUGAGUAUCCGGUGCAGCCGUGGGCUGGACACAGGGACCCUAUGCACUACCCGAACCCACAGUCAGGCUACCACCUCAGCUACCCUCCCAGGGAUAACUACCCUCACCCGGUAGACCCUCGGCAGAAUGACUCAGGGUUCUAUCACCCUCCUCCACAGCAGAGAGGCCCCCUUCGGCAGGAUGUGCCCCCUUCUCCCACCAUACCCCUCCGAGGCCCUCGCUUCGACACCAUGAACCGCGGAGGCUACCGCAACAGCAGCCCAGAGCGCUAUGCGUACGGAGAAACACGACACUCGGACCCGAGACAGAAGAGUCCGAUGACGGCGGCUGUUUAACCUCACCAUUUGUUUUUUACCAUGUGUACGACGUUUCUAGAGCAAGCACCAGUGCGCCCACUAUCAUGGACAGGUGUUUACAUGUUUUUUACUAACAAUUUUGCUUUGUAAUAUCCCGUCUUAAUAGCCAAAGCUGCGUCUUAGAGUCCUGAUGCAGCAUUUGCAGGGACAGUGAUCCAUAUGUAACUCAGUCCCACUCAGACGGUCCCUCCAUAUGCCUGUGUGUCUGUAGGAUGAAUGCUGGCCUUCGGAUGAUUGGCUAGAUCCAGUUAUAAACACAUUCCAGCACCACUUUUAUUGGCACAUUAUUGUACAAUCUUUGCAACGGCAAUUUGAAACUGUGGUAUAUGUGUACUACUGUGUGUCUGCUUGCAUGUUUAAGGAUGAAAGGGCGUUAUUUUAGAGCACUCCAUAUACUCUUUUUGAAUUUAGCUUUUCUAUUAUGGAAGGAUAUUAAGCCACCGUAUGAGAUGCAAAACGUGUCGCUAUGAACAACAGCUUAGAAUAUUUACUUUUUUACACAUAGAUUUGGUCAUGCUUAACAGAAAAGUAUGACUAUUUCAUACUGAGAAUUCUAGUAGUCUGGAAUAAAUAAAUGUAGCACUCAUGCUAACUGUCCUGAAUGUGAAGUCAUAUAAACAAACAGAGGAAGAUGAAGAAAAGAGGUUGUUUUUCAGGAAAAGGAAAGGAGAGUCUAAAGAACCUCUGACACAGAGGAAGGAUGAGAACCGCACGUCUUCCUGGGCUUACAGCAUUCCCACCUGAAUCCACACCUAUGAAUGGGCUGCCUGCCAUUUUACCCCACUAAAAUAGGGUUUGUUUUAAGAUUCUUUACUUUUGAUAGUAUUUCAGUCAUGUUUAAUGAUUUCACAUGUAUUUUGGUACAAAAACUCUCUCUGUAUUCAGAGUUCAGGCAACAUGAUAAAUAAAAGUAUUAUUGAUUGUAGUAUGAGAUAAUCAUGUGAACCUCCUAUGUAACUUUUUACAAAACAGAAUGAUCUGUGCACCUAGUAUCACUGUAUACAUUAAUAAUAUGUACAAAAUGUUGUCUUUUAUAUAACACAUUUUCAAUAAAUAUGCAUUUGAAACAAUAA